Platichthys flesus (European flounder) is the source of this 4043-nucleotide messenger RNA. RefSeq names its product cordon-bleu protein-like 1. The record is from RefSeq and is a predicted model, not a curated record. NCBI's taxonomy places the organism in Eukaryota, Metazoa, Chordata, Actinopteri, Pleuronectiformes, Pleuronectidae. Bases 230 to 3418 code for a protein of 1062 amino acids. The transcript has 10 exons. Gene Ontology annotation, molecular function: actin monomer binding.
GCCUGGUUGAGGAGACGCACGCACGGUCGGGUCACUUUCAUUCACACAUUCACACUGAGGGGUCCUGCUGCCGCUGCACAAUCUGCCACAAAACAACAAAAACAAGCUGGGAAUGGUUUUAAUUCAGUUUCCAGCGACGUUGCACUGAGGAGACAUUUUUUGCAAUGUGGGAAGAGUUCAACCUGACGUCAGGAACAGCCGCAGAUAGAGUUCCUUCGAGGUCCCUGAGAUGGACGAGGAGGGGAAUCCACUGGAGAGGGACCACUCCCUGUAUGUGGUUCUGCCUGGGGGACAGGAGAAGAAUGCCAUGGUGCAUGGAAGUAAACCAGUGAUGGACUUACUGGUGACCCUUUGUGCGAGCUACCACCUGAAUCCCGCCGACUACACCGUUGAGGUCGUCUCGACAAACAAGAACAACAUCAGCUUCAAACCCAACUCUCCCAUUGGCUCCCUGGAGGCGGAGAGGAUUGUGCUGAAGCCCAGAGGAACGGAGGGAAAGAUCAGGACGCCGUACAUGCCGGAGGCCACCGUCCGCCUGCUGAUCAACUACAACAGGGCCCACAAGGCGGUGGUGCGAGUGAAUCCCAGAGUUCCCCUGGAGCUGCUGCUGCCGCGGGUGUGCGACAAGUGCGAGUUUCAAGUGGACACGACCGUCUUACUGAGAGACCCUCAGUCCACAGAGCCACUGGACCUGACCAAGAGCCUGGACCAACACGGCCUGAGGGAAGUGUUCGCUAAAGACUCUGCUGCGACGGAGCCGGCUGACCGGCCCAAGACACCGGGAGCAGAGAUCAUCUCACCACCUUCACUACAAGAGCGGCCAAAGAAGGAGUCGAGACAGAAGGAGAACCCUGGAUUCCUCAGCUUGUUCAGAAGAAAGAAGAAAAACCCAGAGCAGGACGGAGCAGCGAGCGUCCCGGCCUCGCCUGCUGCCAACAAACCGAUGGCGCUCAGUAUGAAUGUGCAGGACGCCUCCUCCUCCAACACUGUGGACACGCCCAAGAAGAGGCGAGCCCCCCAGCCGCCUAUGAGUGUGUCGCUGAGUGUCCCCAACAACCUGAGCACGUGUCACCUCCGGGUGCCGCAGAUGUCUGCAGACUCGACCCUAAGGAGAACCAAGAGGAGGGCACCACCCCCGCCCUGUGCAGACUCCCACCAGGAGCAGCAGGCGGACACACAGCUCACAGGGCCGGUUGACCCUCUGAACACUCUGGAGGAGCUGAGAGAAAGCGACGAGUCCGACUCCUUAGACCUGUCACGUUCCUCGUCUCCGUCACCACACUCAUCUCGAACACUGCCCUCCUCCUCCUCCUCUCGACCAGCGUUUGAACCGUGUCUGCCUUCGUUUCGAGGGAAAGACUUUUCAGAAGCCCGCAGCGCUCUCGCCAAAGUCCUGUCAUCUUCUGUUUCCAAGGGAACGCUGGUCAAGCAUUGGAGGAAGUCUGCCAGCCUCCCGAAGAUUCACCGGAGCUCCUCCUCUCUGACUCAGAGGUUUACAGAUAACGGCCUUUUCCGCAUCGAGCUCGAGUCUGUUCUCAAGUCCAGGCUCCCCACUGAGCCCCAGUGGGAGGAUCCUCGGCAGAGGAAGGGGAUGACCACUUUCAAAGUCAUUCCACUGAACAAGCAGAAGUCCGAUGAACCAGAGACGCCUCCAGAUGUUUCAAACCAGCACCAGGUAAUGGUAGAAAAGGACCCUGAGAGCCAAGCUUCUCCUGAGGCUGAGAAUUAUCAAUCUGAGCAUGAGGAUAAUCCAUAUUCUCCUCACGGAUCAGACACUGGAACAUCUUUGCAGAGGCAGAAGCUCUCUUCUCAAGAGGAGUCUGACUCUCUAGAAUCUCCUCCACCUUCCCAGGAGGCCUCUGAUGCGCCAGACUCACCUUCUCAAGAGGCGUUUGAUGCUCCAGACUCUCCUCGACCUGCCAAGGAGGCCUCUGAGGCUCCAGACUCUCCUUCCGAAGAGGCGUCUGAGGCUCCAGAAUCUCCUCCACCUGCCCAGGAGCCAUUUGAUCCUCCAGAGUCUCCUCCACCUUCCCAAGAGCCAUCUGAGGCUCCAGACUCUCCUUCUCAAGAGGCGUCUGAUUCUCUAGAAUCUCCUCAACCUGCCCAGGAGGCAUCUGAUGCUCCAGACUCACCUUCUCAAGAGGCGUCUGAUGCUCCAAACUCUCCUCCACCUUCCCAGGAGGCCUCUGAGGCUCCAGACUCUCCUUUUGAAGAGGCGUCUGAUGCUCCAGACUCUCCUCCACCUUCCCAGGAGCCAUCUGAGGCUCCAGACUCACCUUCUACAGAGGCGUCUGAGGCUCCAGACUCUCCUUCACCUGCCCAGGAGGCAUCUGACGCUCUAGACUCUCCUUCUCAAGUGGUGUCUGAUGCUCCAGACUCUCCUCUACCUUCCCGGGAGCCCUCUGAGGCUCCAGACUCACCUUCUCAAAAGGCGUUUGACGCUCUAGAAUCUCCUCCACCUGCCCAGGAGCCAUCUGAGGCUCCAGACUUUCCUCCCCCUUCCCAGGAGGCAUCUAAUCCUCCAGACUCUUCUUCUCCUAACCAGGAUCUCUCUGGUGCUCCAAACUCUCCUCCACCUUCCAAGGAGCCAUCUGAGGCUCCAGACUCACCUCCAUCUGCCCAGGAGGCAUCUGAGGCUCCAGACUCACCUCCAUCUGCCCAGGAGCCAUCUGAGGCUCCAGACUCUCCUCCCCCUUCCCAGGAGGCAUCUGAUCCUCCAGACUCUCCUUUACCUAGCCAGGAUCUGUCUGGUGCUCCAAACUCUCCUCCAUCCGACCAGGAGGUGUCUGACACUCCAGACUCUCCUCCACUUCCUCCAGAUUUAGUCGAUCAGAAACGUACAGUCUCACCUCUUUCUGAGGUUGAGGGCAACGAUAACAGGCCGACGGAGGGAGAGGAGGAAGAACCUGAAGUUGUAUCCGAGGUGACUGCAGCUACAGAGUCAAUCACACUUGCCAGUGACUGUCAGAUAAACUCAAACGAUGAGGCUGAAGAUCUUCAGAGUCCUGGUCAAGGGUCUGUGAGUGAGGGCGUGGACCAGAGGAUCUCAUGCAAGGAUGAGACUGAAGAGGAGGACGCGUUUCCUCCUCCACCUCCCCCCGUCUUCUUUAAUGAAGACCUAGAAGCUCUUGCAGAAGAGCAAGAAGACGCUUUCACUUCUUCUCCUUCCCAACCAUCAAGUCCUGCCUGCAACGGAGAGACCAACGCGUUCAGCGAGGACCAUCGAGACGUCUCAGGUGCACCAGAGCCUUUGGAUAAGAUGAGCGCAGCUCCAUCCAGAUUUGCUCAAGCGGUGGCGUUGGCGGUGCAGAUGUCUCACCUGCAGAGUCACGGGAAAACUCUCGACUUUCAGGAUCCCAGUGGCCAGCACAGUGCACUCCCCUCAGCACCCAGUUCCACGUACCAGUACGGUGCCUGAUGAUCUUCCUCACUCAUCUUCCUCAUCCACUCUCAGUUUUCUGACGAGUAGCAACUGACUUCUGAUGUGUGUUUUUUAUUUCUCUUUGUGCAAGACGCCAUGUUGUGUUGUGUUGUGUUGAUUUUAUUUUGGACUUUACGUUCAGAGGUUGGACGUAAACAUGUAGCUGUGAAGGCCAAAUGUACAGGACACGAGUUUGUUGAUCCCACAGCGUCCUGUGUUUUUCUUUUUACUUUCUUUUUAAAUGUUCUUUCAACAUGUGCCAAGGACGGACAUACAACUGACGUCAGAACUCCGUGUGUAAAACAAAAGCAGUGAUAUGAUUGUAAUUAUUGUGCUGGGAUUCAUUAAUUUCUCCCUCAGGAUGUAGAUAAUUUUUUUUAUGCUCUCACACAUGCAGUAAACCUCAUGAAGUCGAAUCCAGGCUGGUUUUGUUUUUGGCCACACGGUGGCAGUAGAGCAUCAUUAAACAGGUGGUGAUCUAUUUGAGGUAUUUCUUUUAUCUGAUAAAUUCUUGUAGAUGCAUCACAUGUGGCAUAUUCGUUAUUGUUUCAUAUAUAGUAUUAGUGACUAUGUUUUUUAUUUACUAUAAAGGAGUCGUGAAUUAAAUUAUACAAAAUAUUAA